AUGUGGUUUUCUCUCAAUGGCGGUCGGGAGAAAGACGUGGGCGAGCGAGAGAGCGAAGGAGCCCGACGCCCGACACCCGAGAGCCCGACGCCCGACACCCGAGAGCCCGACGCCCGACACCCGAGAGCCCGACGCCCGACACCCGAGAGCCCGACACCCGAGAGCCCGACGCCCGACACCCGAGAGCCCGACACCCUAGAGCCCGACGCCCGACACCCGAGAGCCCGACGCCCGACACCCGAGAGCCCGACGCCCGACACCCGAGAGCCCGACACCCGACACCCGACACCCGAGAGCCCGACGCCCGACACCAGAGAGCCCGACACCCUAGAGCCCGACGCCCGACACCCGAGAGCCCGACGCCCGACACCCGAGAGCCCGACACCCGACACCCGAGAGCCCGACACCCGACACCCGACACCCCCGAGAGCCCGACGCCCGACACCCGAGAGCCGACGCCCGACACCCGAGAGGCCCGACGCCCGACACCCGAGAGCCCGACGCCCGACACCCGAGAGCCCGACGCCCGACGCCCGACACCCGAGAGCCCGACGCCCGACACCCGAGAGCCCGACGCCCGACACCCGAGAGCCCGACGCCCGACACCCGAGAGCCCGACGCCCGACACCCGAGAGCCCGACGCCCGACACCCGAGAGCCCGACGCCCGACACCCGAGAGCCCGACACCCGAGAGCCCGAGGCCCGACACCCGAGAGCCCGACACCCGAGAGCCCGACGCCCGACACCCGAGAGCCCGACACCCGACACCCGAGAGCCCAACACCCGACACCCGACACCCGACACCCGAGAGCCCGACACCCGAGAGCCCGACACCCGAGAGCCCGACGCCCGACACCCGAGAGCCCGACACCCGACACCCGAGAGCCCGAGAGCCCGACACCCGAGAGCCCGACACCUAACACCCGACACCCGACACCCGACACCCCGACACCCGAGAGCCCGACACCUAACACCCGACACCCGACACCCGACACCCCGACACCCGAGAGCCCGACACCCAACACCUGA
This is a messenger RNA of Cyclopterus lumpus (lumpfish), 1029 nucleotides long. Its product is annotated as extensin-like. NCBI's taxonomy places the organism in Eukaryota, Metazoa, Chordata, Actinopteri, Perciformes, Cyclopteridae. The transcript has 2 exons. The record is from RefSeq and is a predicted model, not a curated record. Bases 1 to 1029 code for a protein of 342 amino acids.